GACGGAUGGAAAUCGCGAUUCGCGACCGCUGCGUUACGUCUCAAUAUCGCGGUAUUGCACGGGAGGAAUAAAGGAAAGUUUUUCUCGAAACUCAAGUACCCAGUCGUAAGCAACCAGACCAGAGUGUUUAAAGUCGUGAAGCAUUUCGGUUAUUAUCCGCGAUCACGAAAGAACCGUUCCGAAUAUCGAAGUGAAUGGUGCGUUUGGUCAGUCUGAUUGAACAGGUCGACAAACUCGGUGUGCUGCGCUUAGAAGAAAAAGAGGAAAAAAGUGGCAAGCAAUUUACAAACAAGCAAACAUCUGGUUUUUCACAGGAACUGCUAAGGUUCUCUGUGCAGAAUUGAAAUAUAGGCUUUCGUCAUUGGCCGCAAAGCUGAGGCUGAGCCCUCCAUCGUCGAAUUUGUGAGGCGUUUCACUCGUUGAAUAAAUUUGUGUUCCAUGGCAUUCAGUUUGGCAGCCGAAGAGUAGUGAGAGUGACCGAAAUACAAUUAGCCUCUUUAAUGUUAAGUGGUGAAAUUCGGCAGUAGAGUGAUGCGAGUUUGAUAUCACAGGUGGAUAGAUUAGUGCUGUUUAAAUAAUUGAUUGCUGUCCGUCAAUCGAUAAACUUUGCCGUAUUUGGUUUUUGUGUGCAACCGAGACUUUGGUUCUUUGUUGAUUCUCGUACAACACACAAGACAGUAAUUACCUGUUUGCUACCUUACGAGGAGGUAGGUGGCAUGUGUUAAACCCUGCAAGGUGAGAAAGGUAAAGCGGAAAAGUAACGAAAGAUACGCAACCUAUCUCCAACAAGUAGCAGUGGAGGGCCUCGAAUCCUCUCGUGUUGACCAUAAAUGUAUUGCUGCUGUCGCUACUACGGGUCCGGCUCGUCACGAGAGUCGUGAGGGCCUUGAUGAUGAAACCACCGGAGAACGGUGGUGCCAGUGAGACUCAUGUGCAAAUACGGUAAAGAGAAUUGAGGACAGAAUAGCAAAACAGUAUGAGCUUACUGUUUAUGUCGCGUGGAUUGUGGUUGCAGAAAUUUUGCAAAAUCAAAACACCGGUUGUCAGCAAUUAACGCAGUGCUUGUGUUGUGAACUAUGGCAGAAAUUAUUAUCAGGAACUGAACUGUGGCUCCUAUAGAAUAGAACCUCGAGCCUUUAACCUAGAUCUGACGAAAGCGACUCACUCACACCUGCCCGUGCUGUGUGCUGUGUAAUCAUGAAAAAGACUGAUUCAUACCCAUAGACUGUGUAGCCUACGAAGCAGUUUUUGUAUUUUAUUACCAUACACCUCACUUGUUUACUGAGUCAUUGAUCUCAGCGUCUGUGCUCAGAGCGUCCGCGUCUGCUAAAAUUGCGUUGUUUUACGAAAAGCUACAUCAUAACAUUUUGCGUUUGAUUCGAUUCGUUGUAAUACAAAGCAAAAACAACGAUGAUUUCCCACAAGAAGAACUACGUCGAACAGUUGCUGCAUCUGGCGUUGACACUCAGCCUACUGCGUGUCGAUCCGGAAAACUAUCUGGAUCUCCACUGGGAAACUCGCCUGGCCGGAACGGGUGUUGGAGGUUGGCAGCUGGAAUUACGAGCCGCUCCCUUAUCCGAUCAGACCUACGUUAACCGGAAAGCUCUGCCUUCCAUCAUCGAAGAUCUAGCCCGUUUCGAUACGCAGUACAAUGUUCCUUUCAGACACUUCGAUCUGCAGGCUUACCUGCUUAAUAUUCAGAAUUCAAACUCUACCAAUCAAACGGCGUCUACACGUGCCUCGUCGCCAAUUCCGUUGGCUUCAUCGGAGUCAUCGAAUUCAUCCGCCAGCCCCGCAGUAACGGCCGAUCCACUUAUGCUGCCGAGCUUCGAGAAUUUCGACGCCGAGGACAUUUUUCUUAAUUCCGAUCCGUUUGCCUUCGAUAGUAGCUCGAUUCUCGAGCAGAAUAUGGCUGAUUUAAACGAUUUCGGCGAAGCACCAAUCAACAGCUAUGCACUGGAUCAAAUCCCGUUGAAGAACGAGCCACCAACGAUGUUCGAAGAUUUGCUACGUUUACCGUUCGAAAGUUUCGCAUCGGGUGUCAACGACAACCUGGAACUGUCGGACCUAGAGAGUGAGGAAGCUGGCAGUUCGCAUGAGUGCUGUCAGUCUUGCGAUGCUCGCAAGAAGGGACUAGCGACGGUCAAGGUAAAACAAGAACCCCCGGACGACGAAGAUCAAUCGGCUGCUGGUUGUGGAGCGGCCGGUGAAUUGCAGCAGCAGGUGAAGCAGGAACCUCUGGAUGAUCUGCAACCGACGCAGAUCAAACAGGAGGAGGAAACUGAUAGCGAAAGCAGGGACCAGGAUGACCGGAAGAUACCCGUGACGGUGGAAUUGACGCAGGAGGAAAUGGACCUGAUCGAGGUUCUUUGGAAGCAGGACGUGGAUUUAGGAUUUACGCUAGCGACGCCGACCGCUGGAAGCGCCACCUCCAAGAGUGGCGCCGACAGCUCGGACGAUCUGGAGAAGCUCAAGGUGUUGCUGGAGAUCAAGAGCAAUGAAGAUAAGAAAAAAGAUGAUAAGAAAGAAUCAGAUGAAGAUCCAUGGGCCGGACUGUCUUAUACAAUUGAUACUGAGACGGGUGAAUAUGUACUCAACGCCACGGACGUCGACAGCGAGGCCACACUUCCACCACCGCUAGCUGAUUUGUUUCUUGCCGAGGAACUGAACCUACCGGAGCUGAUCAACGAAAACGUUGAGGAAACCAUCGAAGAGCCAGCAAAAAGCAAGCCAAGCACGGCCGAGGAAGACGAGGAGUACGAGGUCAAACGAAUCGAGCGGGAACUAGCAACAUCGGCUGAUGAACUGUGCCAAGGUGCUGCCGCAACCAGUGCCAGGGGUUCUUCUGUGUCUAUUUCUUCUUCCUGUUCUUCUUCUGGCGUCGGCAGCGACAAGAGCAGCUUGAGCGGCGGCGAGUCCCCGAAGCUAGAGCAAGCGGUUGUUGACGAUCCGGAAGCGCUAACCGACGGAUCGGCCGACGCCGAUCUCGAGAAUCUACUGUGCGAUAUGAUGAUCCAAACGUCGUCCGGCCACUUCCAGCAUCCGCGGCAGCCGAUGCAAAACUAUGGCCACGGAAUGCACGGUUCACUGCGGCAGAGUGGUUAUCAUCACCAUCACCACCACCAUCAUCACCAGUCCCGUGUUUCGCUGAACCGCGCCAUUUCGGUGGAACAACGCUGGCAGGAUCUGGCCAACUUGCUUACCUUUCCACCGGGCAUGGGCGUCGGCAUGGGGGUAGCCGAAAUGCCCCCGGCCCAUCCGCAUCCGCACUACCCGCCCCACUAUUCCUAUCAGGCCACCGGUGCCAUUCCACAGCACGGUCAGUACCACCAUACGCAUGCCGCCGUCCUGCAGAAUGCGUCACUGGCGGAUCUUGGUGGACCGACGCAACCACACUACGGACCGAAUCUGGGCUCGGCCGUCGCCACCAGCAUGCAUCUGACCAAUUCGACCUCGGAAACCGAUGCCGGGGCGACCGGGUACAAGAUGGACCACGAGAUGAUGUACUAUUCGAAUGCAUCAUCCGAGAUGAAUCACACCGAUGGCUUUCUCAACUCGAUCCUGGACGAUGAUCUUCAGUUGAUGGACAUCGCUGUAAACGAAGGAAUGUACACCAUGCGCAUGCUGGAGCACAACACCACCAGCAGCAACUCGUCCGUCCUGGGCGGUGGCGGUAGCGGUGGUGCCAUCGGAGGAGGACCUUCCGGUGGUCUCGGCAAUUCGGCCCAUUUGGGUGGCUUGAUGUCGAGUGCUGCAGCAGCUGCUUCGGCUGCUGCCGCUGCAGGUGCCAUGCAGACUUCGCUCAGUGUCGCCGCCAACGGUGGCCACGGCCAUGGUCCCAACGGGGCAGCCGGAGGAACGUCCUCUGGCGAUCGGCUGGAUGCAUCCAGCGACAGUGCCGUUUCAUCGAUGGGUUCCGAGCGUGUUCCGUCACUCUCCGACGGUGAAUGGGGCGACGGGGGCAGCGAUUCUGCCCAAGAAUACCAUAACAAGUACGGAGGACCGUUUGAUUACAGCUACAACGGCAGCAGUCGCCUCGGUGAUGGUCUCCGACAGCCUCCGGUAGCGCAGAAGAAACACCACAUGUUCGGCAAGCGUUUUUUUCAAGAGCAGAAUACCACUAUUCCAGCGCUGGCGCAAUCAAACAAUUCCUCCGCUGGAGCCACCGGAGUUGACCAGCAGACGCAACUGAAUGCCACCAUACCAAUCAAGUACGAAUACGACUAUAUGACUCCAACCUCGCUUAGCCACUUAGAGGGAGCAGUCGGACCGAUAGCAAAACAAGAAGAUCAAACUAGUGCACACAAUCCACUGUCAUCGGUGGAUAUGAAAUAUCCGUACUCGCUGGACUUUUCUCGUCAGAAUCCUUCGCUGGGCUCCGCUGCUCGAAGUCUCCACCACGACGUGAUUCACCAUAAUCACACCUACACGUUACCACACAACAAUGGCGCUAAUCCAAAGCCACAGACCCGCGACAAACGGAUUCGUAGGAGCGAUGAGGAACACCUAACGCGGGACGAAAAGCGAGCCCGUAGCUUGGCGAUUCCGAUUCCGGUACACGAUAUUAUCAACUUGCCGAUGGACGAGUUCAACGAGCGUUUGUCCAAGUACGACCUGAACGAACAGCAACUGUCGCUGAUCCGAGACAUUCGUCGCCGUGGCAAAAACAAGGUAGCCGCUCAAAACUGUCGCAAACGCAAACUGGAUCAAAUCGUAUCGCUGGCCGACGAAGUGAAGGAAAUGAAGAUGCGCAAGGAACGCUUACUGCACGAUCGCGAAACGGUCCUGAGCGAGCGAAAACGGAUACGGGAGAAGUUUGCCGCUCUGCACCGUCACGUAUUUCAGCACCUUCGUGAUGGUGAUGGCAAUCCGUACUCACCGGACCACUACAGCCUACAGCAGAGUGCAGAUGGUUCCGUGGUGCUGGUACCCCGCCGUAUGGAUCGGCAGCAACAGGAACUGGGCGCCAGUAGUAGUCAUCACCAGCAGCAGCAGCAGCAUCAGUUAGCAGGCAUGUCCUCAGCCGCUGCCGCUGCCGUUGGUGGUAAUGGAUUACUGCAUUCUCAUCAUCUGCACCAUCACCAUCAUCAGCAUCAGCCACAUCACGGCAGUGGCAGUGGCCCACAAACCCACGGCAAUGGAACAUCCGCCAGCAAUUCCAGUGCCAACCAUCAACACCGUCCAAAGGAGUGAGACCGGCCGCAACACUAUCACUGCUACUACCAACAGCAGUGUAGGCAUCAUCCACACUAUCACCAUCAUCAGUGGCCGGCGCUGUUUUACUAGAAUCCGUAAUAACAGCAAUGCUAGCGUAUCUGUCCGUAUUCGUACGGAAAUAGAAAAUCCAAUGACGGGAGAGGGCUACUCAGGCAGCAGCACCCGAACACAUACACUUACACGAACACACACACACACGAAAGUACCUCAGGAAUUUAAAGAAACAUUUAGAAUGACCCUCAAAAAAUUUAGAGCAUCAUUGGCCCCUCCCUUGCCUCUUUAAUUUUUUUCCGCGUCGCGUGUGCAAAGUAGAAAGUUACUACCGGAGGAUGAAUGGAGAGAAAUGGUGGACACUAUUCUUGAGGUAGAUCAGCCAAAUUUUCUGUUCAUAGAGCCAUUAGUUCCCUUACGUACGAUAGAGUGGUAGAGUUUGCAAACAGUUCAGGUGCUCUGCGACAGUUUCGAGCCCACGAAGUUUUCGGUGAGCCCAAGUGGUAGGAUUCGUUGCUGAGCGCGCUCAUAUUGAGCGUUUGAAGGCAAAUUGAAUCAGUUCACUGCACGCCCAAAUUAUCACACAAGACACACGCUUACCUAAACACAUUGCUCCAACAAAUAUACACACACAAAAUAGUCCAACGAAACAAUAGCAGAGGAGGGGGCGCACCCGCUUAGAAAUUUCACACACAUUCCGAUUGUUGAAAAUUCUUUUGAUCAUAGUGAUUUAGGGACACGACUUUUUCGUUCGUUUUUUUUUUUUGCUUCUAUUCCUUUUCUCGGUUAAGGUUUGUUGAUUUGUAUGAAGUAAAUGGGAAAUUGGAAAAUCUAGUUGUCUACGUGGGGGUGAAAAGUCAAAAUCGAAAACAUAAAUAUGAUUGUGAACAACCGUCAAACAAUGACGAUGACGACUGACGUCGACGACAACGACUAUGACGAUCAACCGGAAUGUUUACCUACAUGUGUGAAUUGCUUGCAAUAAAACAGAAACAGAUUGUUUUAUUAGGAUUUAAAAAAAAUCAAACUUAUACCACGUCACACACACACAUCUGGAAUAUGAGCGUCCACGUUGGGGGCGCGCUUCAAACAGCGGGACGGGAAUAUCGGUGUCGGUUCGGUGGAGAAAUCUCGCGACCGCCCGCCAGCGGUACUGGAAAGUGUUAAGGAAAGGUACAAAAAGUACGAAAAAAAACUGUUUGUGAUGAAUAUUAUAAUAAUUAUUUAAUAUUAUUUUGUACAUAGGAUGUAAUAAUGUACGUAAGGAAGGAAAAUGAGAUAAAUUUAAAAAAAAAUAUUUUCAGCACUUUGGAUUAAAGGAAGUGGUGGUUGAAUUUAGAAUUUAGUUCCGAAAGCUGAAACUAAUAGCGAGCAGAUACUUUGUAGUAAUGCUUUUCUCCUUAGGACUAAGGCGCGUCAAGCAAACGAACGGAAAAUACCAAGUUUUUUUCCUUGAACGGAAAACGAAUACACAUUGUAAAAGUAAUCGCUUAAAAUUAGAAAUAUUUUGCGUGGUAAGCAUUUAUUCUUCGCGCCGAAGAAGAAGAAGGGUACACUAAUGCAUCGUUGUUCAAUUCAAUUCUAUUCUAUUCUAUUGGUUGGUCUGUUGUGCCUGUGGUUGAACUAAUAAUAAUUUCUUUCGUUGUCCUAUCACCGACGCGGACCGCGACUUAGUGUGAUGGACAAAAUGUAAUGAGCGCCUAUGGCUAGCUUUUGCAGCCCAUUUCGGCUGGUUAGGAAAUGAGAAAAAUACAAAACAAACAAUCGGAAUCAAAUCUAAACCAAGCGAUAAUCGUAAGGCGCAAUAUGAAGAUUGCUAUUGUUGUGUAAAUAUAUAUAUUAU
Sabethes cyaneus is the source of this 7051-nucleotide messenger RNA. It is a transcript of the gene cnc, whose product is annotated as segmentation protein cap'n'collar. Gene Ontology annotation, molecular function: DNA-binding transcription factor activity, RNA polymerase II-specific; RNA polymerase II cis-regulatory region sequence-specific DNA binding. The record is from RefSeq and is a predicted model, not a curated record. Gene Ontology annotation, cellular component: nucleus. NCBI's taxonomy places the organism in Eukaryota, Metazoa, Arthropoda, Insecta, Diptera, Culicidae. Gene Ontology annotation, biological process: regulation of transcription by RNA polymerase II. The coding region runs from base 1411 to 5193 and encodes 1260 amino acids. The transcript has 10 exons.